AAGGAGUACGAACAGGACUUUGACAAGUUGGUAAGAGCUGCUGUUCAAAGUGUGAGACGGAAUCGAAAACGAUCAAACAAAUCUAAACGAAUGGAUAGGGAUCAUAAACGAAUCAAAACUGGUGAUGACCACGAAAAUCAAAGUUUCUUAUCAGAAAUUGCCCAUGUUGAUCCUAAUGAGGUGUAUGAUGUGAAUUAUUCCCGUACUAAAUCUAUAACUUCCGAUGAUCGUGCUAAGGAAACCAUUGAUUCAAUGGUUACUCCGAGAAUCAUAACUGGUAAUACAUAUAGUAAUAAUCAUUCCAUGAUAGGCGGUGCUAUGCUACCUCCUAUUGCAAACCUCACCAUGAAUGAAGAAGUUGUCAAUAUUCCCAACUGUCAAGCUGCCAAACAAAACCUUUUGAAUAAAAUCGAAAGAUCUAAAACUUGUAAUGAAUCAGCAGUGCUCAAGAAAUCGGACAAUAUUCAAUUCUUGGGCAAAUCAGUUAUGAAUUGCUGUAUUGCAUACUUGUUUGAAAAAUCAUUUAGUAAAAUUAAUGAAGGGUCCAUUGAAUAUUUGCGAAACAAAUUAACCACCGAAUCCUCAUUAGCUAAAUUUUUCCGAGAAUUAGAUCCUAAGGAAGCAUUGCUUAAUAAUACAAUCAGUGAUGAAGUUGCUUUGAUAACGUUAUUCACUCUCAUUGGAGGUUGUGUUAACGAUUUUGGAUUUGAACAAGUGUUGUUGCCAUUAUGUGAAAUCAUGUAUGUCUCUGUAUUACAAGAAUAUCCGUUGAUUGUUAAACAUAGUGUACCAUUUAAAGCUGAACAAUACCUUCAAAAUACGGCUCCAGGAGCAUCCAGCUCCUUGAACUCCUUAGCAGAAGUAGCUGCAGCAGAUGUACAUAACACACAUUCACACCUUCCUGUAAAUCCUGCAAUCACAUCUGGUAGAUCAUCUGCUAUUCAGAAUUUAUCACCAACUCCAUCAGCAGGAAUCCCUCCAAUUAGAAGUAUAUCUCCAGAAUUGGAAAUGCGUCUGCGUCUUCAGAAUCCUCAACCCCAAGGACAAUCACAACAGCAACAACAGCAACCACCACCACCACCACAGCAUAUACCUCAUAUUUCACCCCAACCACAGGCCCAACUUCGUGAUAGAAAGCGAGUAUUUAUUCACUUUCUUAAUCAAGUUCUUGAAUUCACUUACCCUAUUAGAAAUUCGGCUCCGCCGAGAUAUAAUGAACUUAUAGAAAAUGCCCGUAUUGCAUUCAAAUUACCAUCAUCCAGUGAUUCCAUACUAGGGUUGCGUAAUAAAGUUGAUCGCAUGAUUUUACAAACUGAUUUUGAUCUAGAGCGAAUUUUCCGAGGUGAUGAUCCUAUUGAACUUGAAAUAUUCACUCAGCGCACAAAGGCAAUUCCAAUCUAUGAAUUGACAUCCACGGUUAUCUCGAAUGGAUCCAUGGAUGCUAUUAAUCGUACCCAUACCGAAUCACCCAAGAUUAUCUUGCCACCACCUAUAAACACAACGCAUGCAUACGGAAACACUUCCGAAUUUAACUUUUUAAGUAAUUCAGAUGAUAUUCAUAGAAUAACUACACCACCGCCACCACCACCUCAGCCUAUCUUACCAAAGUUUCAGCCAUUAUUGUGAUGAUAAUAUAAACGGUUUGUUUCAUAAUGAUAUAAUGACAUUCUUGCAUUAUCCUUGUUCUUAUUGGUUGCGUGUCUUUUUUUUUUUGCAACCGAAGCUAUGUCCCUAAAAAAUGUUUGACGAAAAAAAAUUAUUCUUGGAAAAUUUUGUAUUUGUAGUAAAAAAAAUUUUGUGUAUUAUUGUAACGUGUUUAAUGAUGCAUUAUGUUUAGUAGCAAUAGAUUAGCACCUGGUGACUGUAAAAUGUGGUGAGAUAAACUCUACUGCAUAUACCGUAGUUACCUCC
Messenger RNA from Spathaspora passalidarum NRRL Y-27907, 1911 nucleotides. RefSeq lists its product as uncharacterized. The record is from RefSeq and is a predicted model, not a curated record. Gene Ontology annotation, biological process: RNA processing. Lineage: Eukaryota; Fungi; Ascomycota; Pichiomycetes; Serinales; Debaryomycetaceae. Bases 91 to 1626 code for a protein of 511 amino acids. The transcript has a single exon. Gene Ontology annotation, molecular function: ribonuclease III activity.